AUGCCGGAACGUCAGUUGCUGGCGGAAAUGCUGCGAGGCACUUUCCCAGCGAUCGACGUGCCCACCUUCAACCAGGCAGAAUGUCGUCGGGCCGCGCUCUUCCAUUACGACCGAGAGAACGACGCCAUCUUCUUUCGGCAUUUCGUGGUGGGCCGGCGCCAGCUGGGCCUCGAGCGCGGGAUCAAGAAGCUGACCAAGUUCAACCGUUUGCCGAACCUCUCUGGCAAGGCGGACAUCGCCGACUUCGUCACCGGCGGCGGCGCGGUGACCUCGGAGUCAGAGGUGGACGAAGCGGCCGAGAUCCCCGGCACCUGGAAGAGUGGCCGCGUGGCCGUGCGGCUGUCGGAGGCCGGGCCAAGGCUGCGGCUGCUGCUCAUCAAGGCUGAAGAGGGUGUUUGCACUGGCGGCGUGAUGUACCACCGCUUCCUCACAAAGACACCCUCUCAGCAGCAGGUACUCCAGGAACGAGCCCGGCAGCGACAGAAGCUCAAAGAGCGCAAUGCUCGUUUGGCCCCUCGGAGCACCGUGCCGGGGUACCGCUUCAAUUCGGACGCGCUGGCUGGUCUCAACCGAGUUGCGCAGGCCUUCGUGUGCUUUGUGACGGAUCGGUCUCUCAUGGAGGUUCACCGGGAACAGACCUCCAAGGCGAAGAAGGGCAGCAAGCCGCCGGUCUUGCGCAAAACACUGUCGGCGGACCAUGUGCUUCGCUUCCUGCAACAAGACAUGCCACAGCUCGCAUCAAAGUUGUGCUCCCUCUUCCCAGAGUCUGUUCCCGAGGACUUCAAGCCAAGUUCGGUGACGUUGUUGCAGCAACUACACGAGCAAAUCCAGGCCAGAGCUGCAGUGGAUUCAUUGGAGGUCCCCGACAGCUUCCCAGACUUCGCAGAGAUGAAGGAGGUCCCGCAGGUGCCAGUGGAGGACCCUGACGAAGCCAAGACGACGAAGAAAGGAGCAAAGAAGCGGAAAGCUGAGAAGAACGCUGAGGCGACCGAAACAGCGCCCAAGAAGGCAGCUCGGAGCCUCUCGGCGUUUUUCACAAAGGCCGGCCAAGGCCACCACCCUGAGGAAGCAGAUGGCAAUGAUGAGCAAAUUCGUGAGAUGCCAGAGACGGAGUGCUGA
Durusdinium trenchii is the source of this 1119-nucleotide messenger RNA. The record is from the annotation of a GenBank genome assembly. Lineage: Eukaryota; Dinophyceae; Suessiales; Symbiodiniaceae.